Messenger RNA from Candida tropicalis MYA-3404, 1701 nucleotides. RefSeq lists its product as uncharacterized. Lineage: Eukaryota; Fungi; Ascomycota; Pichiomycetes; Serinales; Debaryomycetaceae. Bases 1 to 1701 code for a protein of 566 amino acids. The record is from RefSeq and is a predicted model, not a curated record. The transcript has a single exon.
AUGUCAACAAGAAAAAGGGCUAGGCUAAUGUCCAAUUUGGAGACCGCUAAACUACCAGAGAAAGAGCCGAUUGAUUUUGAUGAAUUUUUCAUUUCGUUUGUGAAAUGGCAACCUGAAAUUAUUGAUUAUGUUAUCUCUCAUAUUGGGAAGGGUUGUUUGACUAUAUUUCUAGAUUGUGAUGCUUUGGUACCAUUUAUUUUGCCGUAUAUUGAACGACAAGUUGAGAUAGUGACACAUCCUGUAAAAAUUACAGGUCCCCUAGUAUGGGAAUCUUUUGGACUGGAUAAUACAAAAAUUCCACGUCUAUCCAUGGGAGAACUAAAGCAGAUCAUGGAUAAAUAUAAAAUUUGUCCAAAGGAGGCUGUUAUAAUAAACCCUAGACACAUUGUUGCUGACUCAAUUGAAAUGAAAAAGUAUACUUUAACACAGCUGUCGGACGAUAGUUUUACCGAUCUGCCGGAUGACGAACGUGAGGUUUCUCAUCAUCCAUGUGGGAAACAAUUCUAUAGAAAACUUCACAAAUGGUGUUUACAUUACCAGGAAAUUUUAAGUAAAAUUGCGAAUUGGAAUCUUGAAGAAUAUGUUAUGUAUCUGGAUGAAACUAAAUUCAUGUCUAAGCUUAAUUGUUUCAUGAAUUUCCAGUCAAUUAUGUACAAAUUUCCGUAUUUAAAUGAUGAUGAUGAAGAUGAAUUUCAUCAUGAAGCUCAGAAAGGUAUUAUAAAUACUAUUCCAAAUUCAGUUGUUAGUCUUGAGCUCUUUAUGACCCAUAAGUUGCAGAAUUUUAAUUUUCUCAAAUAUUCGUCUUUAAGGAAGUUGCUGUGUCCUAUUGCUUCUCAUAAUCAAAUUAACUUAAUUCCUCCAUGUGUUGAGUCGUUGAAUCUAUUUGUACACAGUUUUAAAGUUGAAGUUACGUUUUUAGACACAGAUAAAGUACCACAAAAUUUGAAGGAGUUUGUAGUUAUGGCAUAUGGAUUUCCUAAUAUUGAAAUUCUCAUUAAACAGAUGGACAAAUUGGAGUCAUUCAAAAUUAGUCAAUACUGGACGUCAACGAGAAUUGAAUCCUUGUGUUUACCCGAUUCGAAUAUCACUAAUCUAGUAUUCGAAUCAUGUUGCUUUGAUGACUAUUCAUCAAUUAGAAAAUAUAAAGGUUUGAAGAUAUUAAAAAUUAUUGAUUCAUUUAUUUUGCCGAAUUUGCUUGUAUCGAAGGAUGAUUUCCCAAACUUGAAGACUUUUGAGUAUCGCCCCGGUAAUUAUAGAAACGAAGACCCCCCAGAAUCAAAUGCAAUAGAUAGCAAAGUAAUUUUCCCACCAAAUUUAAGUAAUCUCCUGUUAGAAGGUGAUAUAACCAUAGAGGACUUGGUUCUUCCAAGAAACUUACAAAUGCUAACAUUAAAGGGUACUAAAUUUCCCAGAGGAAUUAAGCUCCGCUUUCCUGAUACGCUUUUCCGUUUAAAAAUUUUAAUGACUACAAUUACAAGUUUGAAUGGUGUACUUUUUCCAAAAAAUUUACAAGUUCUUAUUCUCACAGAUAAUAGACUUUUGAAGUCCAUGACGAAUACCAAUUUAAGCCGUCUCGAACACUUAUAUAUUGUUGAUUUUAGUGGAACUACAAUUGCUAAUCAAGACAUGCCCAGUGAGACCAACAAGUACAAGUAUAAUAGUUUCACUGCUCCAAUCGAAGAUCGUGGAUAUGGAUAUUAG